UGGGCUUGGUCCACAGAAGUCGAAUCUUUUUUUUUUUUUUUAAUUAUUUUUAUUUUUAUUCUAUAAAAAGAAUACAACAAAAAUAUAAGCAAAAUAAAAUAAAAAUACAUCGAAUUUUGAAAGACUCUCUCAUCUCAGCUCAGGAACAGGAAUUCAUUUGCUGAGAAAUGGGUGUUACAAAGGAACAAGUUCACUCUACUUUGACCUCCAAAUUGAGCCCUAUACAUCUUGAAGUAAUCGAUACAUCGGGAGGAUGCGGUGCAAGCUUUGCUGUUGAAAUUGUCUCAGAACAAUUUGAAGGGAAGAGGUUACUGGAAAGACAUAGACUUGUCAAUGGUGCUUUGGCAGAAGAGAUGAAGGACAUUCAUGCCCUUUCAAUUAAGAAAGCUCUCACGCCAGAGCAAUGGAAACAACAGCAAGAGUCUGAAAAUUCAAAAACUGCAGCUUAAAUAUGCUUUCUCAUCACAACAAAUCAGAUACACACUAAAACAUGGUAGAUCAUAAGCACGAAAUUGUUAUGUUAUAUUGUUUUGUGCGAGGGCAGUGUCACUGAGCCCUCCUCUCACUCGCUUUUAAUUGAUGUUUCUAUUUUUUUUAACAAAUUGAUGUUUCUAUUUAAACCUCCUCUAACUUAUGUCUUUAAUUUUUACCCUCUUUUUUAAAUUAUAUUAUCUUUACCUA
Molecule: messenger RNA, 681 nt
Organism: Cannabis sativa
Lineage: Eukaryota; Viridiplantae; Streptophyta; Magnoliopsida; Rosales; Cannabaceae
Product: protein BOLA2
Exons: 3
Coding region: 168-449 (93 amino acids)
Biological process (GO): intracellular iron ion homeostasis
Cellular component (GO): nucleus; cytosol
Molecular function (GO): 2 iron, 2 sulfur cluster binding
Source: RefSeq, a predicted model, not a curated record